AUGUGGUCACGGCAUGAUUUCAUGAGGUAUGCUCAGGAGACACUCUAUACGGAGCUGUUUAAUGCCUUGAACGAGUAUGCCACUCUACUCAGCAUGCAACUGCCUGGCAUGGUGGCCGAUAGCUUCCCCACAAUGCCAGAAGAUCCCGAACCUCCGGGUAGUGAUGCCGAGGACAGGGCCAGAGACUUCAUUGCUGAGGGAAGUGGGUCGUACUGGACGGCCAUUCGUGAGGUGAUCAACUGGCCACCGUUUGAACGCAUGGUGUUCAGUGCUGGUGCCUAUGGUCACAGGGCAUAUACCGGCCUGCGUAGGCAAACGGAGCGACACCAGGCAGUUUGCUGCCUGGUCAAUUGCUUCUUGAAGCAGAUCGAGCCACAGCUGCCUUGGACCACCUUUGCGGUCCUCUGCAAUUGUCAGACUGACAUGCACGUUGAUGUGCAGAACGCACACAUCGAAAGUGUCGUUGUCGGCUUCUCGCACUUCGUCGGAGGACAACUGGAUCCGGUGGAUGCCAACGCUGCUUUCCACCACCCACAGGAGCCACCCGAGAACGAUGAGGUGAUGGCGAAAGAAUGUUUUUUGGACGGAAAGAUCGGGGCGCGCCUGAACAAACUGUCCAAGGCUACCUUGGUGGACCAGAAGGGCUCUAUCGCCAUGGUCACCCGCGAGGAUGGCAGCAGCCACGAGGUGCCCUCGACCCGCAUGCUGCCUUGGUACGAAGGCCUCCUGGUCUUGCAAGAGCUCGAGGCGAAAAGUGAUGCUGCUGGGGUCACUUGGUUUGACGACCGGUGCCGCAACCUCCUGAUGCAGGAGCGCAAGAAGCGCGGGAAGGUGAACGGCACACUCUACGUCGAAAAGAAGUUGAUGAACCUCUCCGUCACAGGUAAGCGGUUCGAGGAUGCGGAAGGAGCAGCCUUCAGCUAUCGACGGCCGGAGGUGAAAGACUCAGAUAUUCCCGUCGACAGCGAGGAUGAAGCACCGCCGGGCCGGUUUCGCAUCGCUGAUAUUACUGGCUACAUGCCCCCUUGGGAGGCCUGGUGCCAUGAGCAUGGUGGCUUCUACCAAGACUUCUACCAGGUGCACUGGAAAGAUGAGAAGGGCACACCCUGGGGAGCAUUGAAUUUUUCCAAGGUGGAGAACGGUGCCGUCGAAACAGGUUCGACGUGGGAGCCUGACGACUGUAUACCACCAAGCCUUGAUGGCAUGAGGUUGCGCGAAAAGGCCAAGUGGCUGAAGCGCAAGAGAGAUCAGGAGCAGAAAGCCGAGAAAGAAAAGGAACUUGCAGAGACAGUCAAGGGCCAGUCGAAGCGGCCCCGAAUCGAAACCUCAUCGAUGACAUUGGAUGGAGGAAGCCCUGUGGAGGCUGAGCGAAAGCCAGAGGCUCCACCGCCGAAGAUGAGUCGAUACAGGCGCAAUGGCAGUCCGCUCAUCCAGGACAUGUUUCGCCUGAAGCGUGGACAUGACUUCGAUCCGCCGCAAACCAACAAAGAUCCGGAUGUUCGCAGUGGCUGGCCCAAGAGAGCCGAGGACUAUCCGCCCGGCUACGGUUGCGCAGACCCGCCAGGUCUCUGCAGUAAUGCGUGCGAUUGCAUGGACGAUCAAAGGGCUCAGAAGUCUUGGGAAACUACCAAGAACUGGCUCGAGGAUCCGAGACGUGCCUCCGAUGCGACGAUGGCCAUUGACAUGCUGAGCGCACAGCAGCGCUUCGUGAGAAGAAGGGGGCAGGUUACGAAGUGCUGCUUCUUUGAGACAAGCCAGACUAGCCAUGCGGACCAGACGCACACCAGUGCGGCGAUCAAUCUUUGCAAAGUGUUGGAGGAGUCGGUCCGAUCGGUGCUGAAGGACCUACCGAUGUUUGCCAUCCAAGAGAACGGAGAUUCUGUGCGAAUACCGGCGUGCGCCCUCAUGAAGCCGUCCGAAGAUUAUGCGCCGGUACAAUACCAGCUGGCGCAGACCUCCGCUGCUCGAAAAUGGCUGUGUCUCAGUGAGGAAGAUGGCAAGCUUUCCCUCAUUGCGAAGGGGCCGCCAAGCAGGCCGGCUCCUUUCAGAGUGGAGUUCGCCCACCCAGAGGGGAUGACUGCAGUCGUGGACUGUAUGGUCACAGACACCCAGCAAAAGUCUUGGCUGUCGGCUUCGGCAACGAUUGCGGCACGUUUCAUGGAUGUGGGACACUGUCCUUUGUCGCGCAACGCUCGGCUUGUGCUGCAGGAGCAUCUCGGAAAAAUCUUUAACUUCGAAGCGAAGGUGGCGAAGGAAGUUUCGCUUGGCCGCUGGCUCGACGUUGUAGACCUCCUUAUCCGUAUGCUCAGGACGACAGCAAUGGCUCACGUGGUGAAGUCUGAUGCCGCGGCGGCAUGCUUACCAGAGCUGCUGUCGGUCUUGCAUUUCACAAGGGGUGACGGGAUGACUCUGGAGUAG
This is a messenger RNA of Symbiodinium sp. CCMP2592, 2418 nucleotides long. Lineage: Eukaryota; Dinophyceae; Suessiales; Symbiodiniaceae. The record is from the annotation of a GenBank genome assembly.